AUGUCCUCACUUGAAGAACAACUAGUUAAAAAGAUUCGUUUAAAUUCAGUAGGGUCUGUCCCAUCAAAUUAUGUAAUAAAUAAUAAAGCCAGUUCAGAAGGAAAGAUGACUCGUGAAGGGGAUGUUGGAAUACUGAGUUUGAUCCAACAAUUCCUGGAUUCUGGUGAUAUCAAACAAAGAUACUUUAAGGAUCCAUUGAAACUUGGUGAUUGGGAGGGAAUCAUUUUUAAUUACAUUAAAGUACCACGAUCCGGAGAUCUCAGGAUCUUCAAACAUUGGAUAGAGAAUCAUGAUGCGAAAAAGGCAUUAUAA
Messenger RNA from Funneliformis caledonium, 312 nucleotides. Lineage: Eukaryota; Fungi; Glomeromycota; Glomeromycetes; Glomerales; Glomeraceae. The record is from the annotation of a GenBank genome assembly.